AUGACUGCCCCCAAUAGAAACGUUGUCUUCGACGUGGUCGGAACCCUCGUCAGCUACGAGCAUCUCUACGAAGCUAUCAAAGAGCGCCUGGGCGAUAAGCUCAUCCCUCGGGGUAUUCAGCCCACACUCCUCGGAAUAUGCUGGCUAGAAAUGGCAGAGCGUGAGUACGCGUACUUGUCUCUCCACGGCCAUUACGUACAGUUCCUCAAGCUUUUUGAGGCUCUAUUUUACCGCUGUCUUCAUUAUGCUGGCGUUGAGAAUCCCCGCUCUUUUGCAGCCGCAGAGGAUGUUGCAUACUUGAUGAAUGAGUUCAAGGAGUUGAAACUUAGGGAUGGAGCUGCAGAAUGUAUUCAGAAGCUUCGUGGUGCUGGUUUCACUGUUUGGUGCUUCACGACUGGGGAUAUCUCCCGUGUGGGGGGGUAUUUCUCGAAAGCGGGUGUUGACAUGCCGGCUGAGAAUCUACUAUCUUGUGACACAAAUGGAGUCGCGAAGCCGUGUCCUGAGGCUUAUGGGCCUAUUUUGAACAGGCUUUCCACUUCUGAGUCAAAGCCUUGGUUCGCUGCUGCGCAUCUUUGGGACGUGUCUGGGGCAAAGUCUGCUGGGUUUAGGACUGCUUACAGUAUGGUGUUGGAGGGUGAAUAUCUCUAUGAGAUCUAUGGGGAGCUAGACGUGGUUGCCGAAACGCUACCUGCAAUGGCAGACAAGAUUAUCGCGGGUCUUCAAGAGGUCUACGAUGACGAAUUUGAGGUCGCCAUAUAUAAGUCAAAUAUUUGCAGACUGCGGUAA
This is a messenger RNA of Fusarium proliferatum ET1, 786 nucleotides long. RefSeq lists its product as uncharacterized. NCBI's taxonomy places the organism in Eukaryota, Fungi, Ascomycota, Sordariomycetes, Hypocreales, Nectriaceae. Bases 1 to 786 code for a protein of 261 amino acids. The record is from RefSeq and is a predicted model, not a curated record. The transcript is spliced from 3 exons.